AUGAUAUUCAAUAGAAUUCAAGCACGAUAUGCCUCUGUGUUGGUAUCAUUGCCGCCAUCUCCACACUCAUCCAGCCAUUGUCUUCAUCAGACACAACAGCACAUCAUCACUCCUGCUUCUCUGCCAAUCACUGCUACAUCAAACAAUGCAUUCAAUCCAAACUAUAUCCCAAAAAACACAAAGGAGCGACUCACACUAGGGGAAUUAUACAAGGUGUUAGAUAAUUCUAAAUCAAUGUAUAGAAUGAUACAGAAUGAGUAUCUCAAAGGUGAUGAUGUAUUGCAUCUGGAGGAGGCGGAUCAAGAAUUGAGCUUGGAUGAACUGCUGGAAGAACAAUACAGACUGAUACAAUUAUUAAAGAAGAAAUGA
Messenger RNA from Mucor velutinosus, 369 nucleotides. RefSeq lists its product as uncharacterized. The coding region runs from base 1 to 369 and encodes 122 amino acids. Lineage: Eukaryota; Fungi; Mucoromycota; Mucoromycetes; Mucorales; Mucoraceae. The record is from RefSeq and is a predicted model, not a curated record. The transcript has a single exon.